AUGAAGGUCAACGCUCUCCUCGCCGCCACCGUCCUCACCGGCUCCGUCUCGGGCCUGGCCAUCCGCCAGACGACCCCCGUCUGGCAGACCCUCCCCGCCACCCCGGAGCUCCCCACCCCCAUCAGCACGGAGAAGACGCCGAUCAACGGCAUCCAGAUGUGGUUCCAAAAGUACAACGAAAAGGCCGGCGGCGUGCCCAUCGUCAUGGACCACGGCGGCCUGGGCUACUCGGCCUACUUCGGCUCCGUCAUCACCCGCCUCGUGGACGCAGGCCACUACGUCAUCGCCGUCGACCGCCGCGGCCACGGCCGCUCGACCUUCAACUCGGCCGACGUCUUCACCUACGACCAGAUGGCCAACGACAUCCACGCGCUCCUCGAGGGCGCGGGCGUGACCUCGUACAACGUGGUGGGGUGGUCCGACGGCGGCAUCACGACGCUCGCGGCGCUCAUCAACUCCACGACGACCAAGCCCAUCAACAAGGCCUUCGUCUUCGGCGCCUCGGCCAAGCCCGACCAGACCAACGCCACCUUCACCGACACCAAGAUCUACAGCGAGUUCGUCUCGCGCUGCGCGACCGAGUACGCGACGCUCCAGCCGGGCGCCAACUUCACCGAGUUCGGGACCAAGGUCGCGACCAUGGAGGGCACGCUGCCGCAGUUCACCGCGGCGGAGCUGGCCGGAAUCGACGGCGCGAAAGUCAUGAUCGCCGGCGCGGAGCACGAGGAGGCCGUCAACCUGGACGUGCCGGGUAUCCUGAACAAGGCCAUCCCGGGCAGCAAGAUGACCAUCCUGACGGGUGUGAGCCACUUCGCGCCUCUGCAGGACCCCGACCAGUUCACCAAGGCCGUCGAGGACUUCUUCAAGGCAUGA
Colletotrichum karsti is the source of this 873-nucleotide messenger RNA. RefSeq lists its product as uncharacterized. The record is from RefSeq and is a predicted model, not a curated record. The transcript has a single exon. NCBI's taxonomy places the organism in Eukaryota, Fungi, Ascomycota, Sordariomycetes, Glomerellales, Glomerellaceae. Bases 1 to 873 code for a protein of 290 amino acids.